Alligator mississippiensis (American alligator) is the source of this 2987-nucleotide messenger RNA. RefSeq names its product potassium voltage-gated channel subfamily A member 10 (gene KCNA10). Gene Ontology annotation, molecular function: protein binding; delayed rectifier potassium channel activity. Lineage: Eukaryota; Metazoa; Chordata; Crocodylia; Alligatoridae. Bases 1266 to 2828 code for a protein of 520 amino acids. Gene Ontology annotation, biological process: protein homooligomerization; potassium ion transmembrane transport. The record is from RefSeq and is a predicted model, not a curated record. Gene Ontology annotation, cellular component: voltage-gated potassium channel complex; membrane. The transcript has 3 exons.
AGCAAUACCAGGCAGUGGCUUGUAGAUUUGGAAGUCGAUACCUGCCGCCAUACGAAAGAAGAAGAUCCCCAUUGCAUAGGUGAGGAAGUGAGACCAAGGGUUUAUGUGUCAGGCCUAAGGUCAUAGAAGGAAGCUAUGGCAGGGCCUGGAAAAAUACCCAGGUCUCCUGAGUCGCCCUGUAAUGUCUCACCCAUAGCACUAGCCUUCCUUAGUGGCCAGGCAAUUACGGACAAUUAUAUAUGUGUACCAAAGACAGUGAGAAAAUGAGAGAUGGAGAGAGAGAGUACCUAAGGGGGUUGGGGGUAAGGUUCUAGACAGGAAUAAAGAUGAAGGAGGAACACAGGGUGUGAGACAGGGAGGAAGAAUCAGGAUUCACAGACUAGUGGCAUCUUUUAUUUAUUUACCCAUUAGGUAUUAAUGAGUGCGCCUUUUAUGCCAUAUCUCCUGACAUCAUUGUAACAACUUUAAGCCUUUCUCUAAGCCGCAGUCUUUCUAGUAUUCCUGUUUAGACUGAUAUGCUAACAUGAUUCUUGAUAUGCCACUUAGUACACUAGUUCCUAUUAUUACCAUUCAGUUGAAUGGGUAAUUACAACACAGGGGUGGGAAUGUUAUUAAAGACACCUGGAAAUUUCCUUUGACUUGGGAACUGGUGACUGCUGUUAACAUUGCCAUUCAUUUCCUACUUGCGGUGGACCAUUGAGGGCUAGCGACCUACUGGAGCUUGCUGGUGUGUGUGACUCGGGUAGCAUCCAGAAGCAAAACAGCAAGAGGAGCUGACUUGGAGUAGCACCACUGGAAGAGAUCCUACCUAUUUCUACUGCUGUUACCACUUUUUUUAGAGACGUCUCCCAGUUACUGAAGACCCCUGGACUUAAAAGUGCAGAGACUCUAUGGUGAAGAACAUAGCUGUUAUCAUCGCUGGUUGCAGAGGCUGAAGAUGAAGAAGACCCAUUAAUGAUGGUGCCAGUGGAGUUUGUAUAUCACCCGAGAGCUGCCAGGUCCUAUUCUUGCAAUCUGUGAGCAACGUGAGACAGAAUUACAGAGCCCCAAAGGAGUCUGUAGGACCCUAAACAGGGUCAGGGAUCAGUUCAUGAAGAAAUAACGAAACAAGCAGACACCAGCCACCUCCGUGACAGGAUACUCCAAUUGCACAAGGGGAAAAAAUAACAGGCCAUUUGACUUAGACUUGAGAUCAUCAUAGCGUGGGAAAGACACAAGCUGCUGGUAUCUGACCCGGGGAUUUAUCCUGCUAAUCUGAUUACUGUAUGAUGGACGUGCCCAGUUGGAAGGAGAUGGAGGUAGCGCUAGUCAGUUUUGACAAUGCCGAUGAGAUAGUGGAAGAUCCCUGUUAUUCAAACGACCUUAUCUCAGCUAGCCAAUCGCAGAAGGGACGCCCCAGCUGUGCCAGCCUCCUGUCCAACUGGAGAAUCCUCAUCAAUAGCGAGAAUGCCAACAAUGAAACCAUUUUCUCCAAGUUUUCUGCUGAAUUCAGUGAGCACCUGGGUGCAGAACGGGUGGAUAUGGAUGAAGGUGACCAGAGAGUCAUCAUAAACAUCGCUGGAUUAAGGUUUGAGACGCAACUUAAAACUCUCAAUCAGUUCCCCGAGACCCUGCUGGGAGACCCAGAGAAGAGGAUGCAUUAUUUUGACUCCAUGAGAAAUGAGUAUUUCUUUGACAGGAAUAGGCCUAGUUUUGAUGGCAUACUGUACUAUUACCAGUCAGGGGGGAAAAUCCGGCGCCCAGCCAAUGUCCCAAUAGAUGUCUUUGCUGAUGAGAUCACCUUCUACGAACUGGGCAAUGAAGCUAUGGACCAGUUCAGGGAAGACGAAGGAUUUAUCAAAGACCCCGAGACUCUCCUGCCCACCAAUGACUUUCACAGGCAGUUCUGGCUGCUGUUCGAGUACCCGGAGAGUUCCAGUGCUGCCAGAGGUGUGGCAUUGGUCUCCGUGCUGGUGAUUGUCAUCUCCAUCAUCAUCUUCUGCGUGGAGACUUUGCCUGAGUUCCGAGAAGAAAGGGAAUUUAAGGCCACCAAAGAGGUCACUAGCAACAUGACCAAAGCCAUGCUGGUCCCUAGCACCUUUACAGACCCCUUCUUCAUCAUAGAGACUACCUGCAUCAUCUGGUUCUCCUUUGAGCUCUUUGUCAGGUUCAUCGUCUGCCCCAGCAAGUCUGAGUUCUUCAGGAACAUCAUGAAUAUCAUCGAUGUUGUCUCCAUCAUCCCCUACUUUGUGACUGUUAUCACUGAGCUGAUCCAGCAUAGCGAACUCAACGGUCAGCAGAACAUGUCCCUCGCCAUCCUAAGGAUCAUUCGGCUGGUCAGGGUCUUCCGUAUCUUCAAGCUUUCCCGGCACUCCAAGGGGCUGCAGAUCUUGGGACAGACCCUCAAAGCCAGCAUGCAGGAGCUGGGCUUGCUCAUCUUCUUUCUCUUCAUUGGAGUCAUCCUCUUCUCCAGCGCCAUCUACUUUGCAGAAGUGGACGAGCCACAGUCUCAUUUCUCCAGCAUCCCUGAUGGGUUCUGGUGGGCUGUGGUCACCAUGACAACUGUUGGCUAUGGUGACAUGUGCCCUACCACCCCAGGAGGGAAGAUCGUGGGGACUCUGUGUGCUAUUGCAGGGGUAUUAACUAUUGCACUUCCUGUUCCAGUCAUUGUCUCAAACUUCAACUAUUUCUACCACAGGGAGACAGAAAAUGAAGAGAAACAGAUUCUACCAGGGGAGGUGGAAAGACUACUUACCAGCGUGAUUACAGGGAAUGGCAGCAUGCAAUCUUUGAACAAGACCAAUGGGGGGUGUUCUCGUGAUAAGCCCCAAAACAAUAACAGAUCAUGAACUUGACGGGACAGUAUGGCGCCAGUCGGGGUUUGACAAACGAGGUAUAAAAUGUCAACACGUUGUCAUUUUUUUAAACAAAAUUGGAUUUUUUCUAGGCAUUUUUCAGUCUCCAGUUUCCUGUGGCUGUUCAAAUAAACACAAUCUUUCUUAUCUCUC